CCAAAGAAGUCGUCAACUUUGUAAUUUCUUGGAAGUUGCUUGAUGUUUGAGGCUUUUGAACUACUCUUAUAUCAAGUUCCAAACCAUACUUAUUAUUAGGCAAAUAAAACCAUCAGAUUGCCUCCGUCUAAUAAAGAAAGUCUUCUCUUUAAAGAAUUUUUGAUCCACUCAUGGAGCGUCAAUUCUGAGCGAGUCAAGUCAAGCCAAGUGGACUGGAGAUACAGUCCAUGAUUUGCAAUCUAUCCUCUCCACCGAAAAAUUAUCUAUUCACCCACUCCCAAUCUCCGAUUUCUUCAAAAUUGAAACUCCCAAAAGCACGCUCAGGUUCUCCAGAAUGGAUAAUCUGCUCCCCAAAAUCCCCAGAAACAAGGCUUUGUUUGUUUGCACGGUUUGCUUGAUCAGCCUCUUCCCAAUAAUCAAAGCUGACCCAGUUCUCGUAUCCAAAGAAUGCCCAGACACAAACCUUAGCACAACCAGUACCUACGCCCCAAACAGCACCUACCAAACAAACCUCAACAUCCUCUUCUCAGUUCUCUCCUCCAACUCCAACAACGCAUCCAACGGCUUUUACAGUUUCACCGCCGGCAGCAGCCCACCCGACAUUGCCUACGGCCUCUUCCUCUGCCGCGGUGAUGUCUCCGUCACCGUGUGUCGAGAAUGUGUGGUUUUCGCUACCAGAGAUGCAGUGGAACGGUGCCCCAGGUCGAAGCGGGUCACGAUCUGGUACGACGAGUGCAUGCUAAGAUACUCCAACGUGUCCAUCUCCGCCACUCUGGAUACAGGGUUCCAGGCAAUUUUGUACAAUCCUAAUAAAUUUGAGAAUGGGACCCGUUUGAGUGAAGUUUUGGGUGAGAUAAUGGACGAUAUUGGCGAUCGGGCUUCGAGUGAUGACUCAGGUAGGAAAUUCGCCACUGCAAAAGCCAAUUACUCACUCCUUCAGCUGGUGUACGGGCUAGCGCAAUGCACGCCUGAUAUUUCUAAUUCUGAUUGCAAUACUUGCCUUCAGAGUUGUAUCUCAACUUUUCCGACUUGCUGUGACACAUUGCAAGGAGCAAGAGUUUUGUUUCCGAGCUGUUAUGUUAGGUAUGAGCCGUACCUGUUUUUCAACGCCAACAUCAGUGCCGCUCCGCUCCCAGCUUCGCCUCCUCCUCCUAGUACUACCACUACAAGCAACCCAGCUUCCCCUCCUCCUCCUAGUACUACUACUACUACAAGCAACCCUGGAAGUGGAGGAGACGUCUCAUUGCAAGUAAUCACUGCCAUUGUAGUUUCAAUUGGGGUCGCUAUUAUGCUUUUCAUAGCAGGCUUCUGCUUCCUAACUAAGAGGGUGAAGAAAAAGUACAAUUGUAUAAAAGAAAACAAUGUUAGGGAUGACAUCUCAGCAGUGGAGUCUUAUGAUUUGGGUACAAUUCAUUUUGCCACGAACAACUUCUCAAACGAUAACAAAAUUGGUCAAGGUGGAUUCGGUCCGGUCUACAAGGGUUUACUUCCAAAUGGACAAGAGGUAGCUGUGAAGAGGCUAUCUGGAACUUCAAGCCAAGGUGCGCUAGAAUUCAAGAACGAGGUGGUAUUGGUAGCCAAGCUCCAGCAUAGAAACCUUGUAAGGCUACUGGGAUUUUGCUUGGAAGGAGAAGAAAAGAUACUCAUUUAUGAGUUUGUGCCCAACAAAAGCCUCGACUACUAUUUAUUCAACCCACAACAGAGAGCGAAGUUAGAUUGGACAAGACGUUUCAAGAUUAUAGGAGAGGUGGCCCGAGGGAUGUUGUACCUUCACGAAGAUUCACGGCUUAGAAUUAUACACCGAGAUCUCAAAGCUAGCAAUAUCUUGUUGGAUGGUGAUAUGAAUGCAAAAAUUUCAGAUUUUGGAACGGCUAGGAUCUUUGGAGUUGAUCAAACUCAAGGAAAUACAAAGCGACCCGUGGGAACUCUUGGUUACAUGUCUCCGGAGUAUGCAUUGCAUGGACAAUUCUCUAUCAAGUCCGAUGUGUUUAGCUUCGGUCUCUUAGUUUUGAAGAUCAUUUCUGGCAAGAAGAACUACAACUUUUACCAAGAUGGUGCUGCAGGCCUUGUCAGCUACGCUUGGAAACUCUGGACGAGAGGUACGCCCAUGGAUUUGAUGGAUCCAACUCUUGAAGGGUCCUAUGCAAGAAAUAAAGUCACUAGAUGCAUCCAUAUUUCCUUAUUGUGCAUCCAAGAUGAUCCGGGCGCCAGGCCGUCCAUGGCAACAAUAGUUCAAAUGCUCAAUAGCGAUUCCACUACUCUCGUACUUCCUCAAAAGCCUGUAUUUGUUGAUUGGAGCAGUACAGGGUCGAAUAGGAUUGAAGAACUAGAGUCGGAUCAAUCCACAUCAAGUCAGGCAAUACUAAAUGAAGCAUCAAAAGGCACAAUAGGUGACGAAAUAUAGAUUUCGUCACCAGAUAGGAAUCCUCGACAACCUUUAGUUGAUAAA
Messenger RNA from Rhododendron vialii, 2449 nucleotides. RefSeq names its product cysteine-rich receptor-like protein kinase 10. The coding region runs from base 335 to 2404 and encodes 689 amino acids. Gene Ontology annotation, biological process: protein phosphorylation. The record is from RefSeq and is a predicted model, not a curated record. Lineage: Eukaryota; Viridiplantae; Streptophyta; Magnoliopsida; Ericales; Ericaceae. The transcript is spliced from 8 exons. Gene Ontology annotation, molecular function: protein kinase activity; ATP binding.